Messenger RNA from Vollenhovia emeryi, 1099 nucleotides. Its product is annotated as DNA replication complex GINS protein PSF1-like. NCBI's taxonomy places the organism in Eukaryota, Metazoa, Arthropoda, Insecta, Hymenoptera, Formicidae. The record is from RefSeq and is a predicted model, not a curated record. Gene Ontology annotation, cellular component: GINS complex. Gene Ontology annotation, biological process: DNA strand elongation involved in mitotic DNA replication; DNA replication. The coding region runs from base 350 to 931 and encodes 193 amino acids. The transcript is spliced from 5 exons.
UUAAAAUACCGCGCAACACACGUCUCGGAGCAUCUCAAGAUAUUUCGGAUCUCGAUUUACUUCCCCGAUUAAUUUCAAGUCAAUUGCACACGAGAAUAUUGCGCUUCGCAGUAAUAUUCGGAAGACCGUCGAAUUGCGAUCGUCGCUUCUCCGCAUCGCCGCUCGUCGAAUUACACGGCGACUGUUGUAUUGUCGAGCUUGAUGAAAGCUCGAUGAAAGCGAGGCAUUGCCGGACUUAUUAAGUUCGUAUUCAACAUUUUAAACAUUGAAUUGCAAUUCUCCUCGAUAAAUAUAAUACGCUGUUCGGAAGUGUACGCAGUGAUCGUGUUUGCAGUUGCAGAAGUUAGACAUGUUUGGGAAAGAAGCUGUUAAACUCCUAACGGAGCUCGAUAUGCAUGAAGAUAUUCGACCGUUUAAUGAACAAGUAAUGCGACAAGUUUUUGAAGAGAUGCAAACACUUUAUGAAGCCAAUCUGACGGACAGCAACGCUAUACAGAACGAAGGCAACACGGCGUUGUUGCCAUCGGUGCAUUUCCGUCACACGGCUCUGCUGAGAAACAAACGAUGCGUGCUGGCGUAUCUGUACCACCGGGUCAGACGAUUACGGCAGGUGCGCUGGGAAUUGGGCAGCAUUCUGCCGACCGAGAUAACCGCCAACUUGCUGAACGCGGAGAUGCAAUGGUUUCAAAGUUACAACAAAUCUCUAGCCACCUACAUGAGAUCGAUAGGCGAUCACGGAUUAAAUCUGACUAUGAACAUGAGUCCUCCAAAGACGCUCUACGUUGAGGUAAAGUGUUUAAGUGAUUUCGGCAAGUUGGAACUUGAUAACGGCGAAGUCAUUACACUCAAAAAGAAUACGUAUCAUCUGUUACCAAGGGCCACAUGCGAACCACUUAUCAGACAAGGCAUACUCGAGCACCACAUUGCGUGAUAAUUGCUUGAUAAAAAGAAGUCUCCUGAUUUCCAUUAUUUCUUUUAUGUGUGUGCUUGUGUGCCACACAACACUGCCAAUGCUGCCUUGUACAUCUUAAUGUUAAUUUUCUCUCUCUGUGUGUGUAUAUAUAUAUGCGAUCAUCGUAUUAAAGAAAUAAAACAACCU